UUUUUUUUAUUAUUAUUUUAUCAGCUCUAGUCAGAGUUAAAAGUGGGUUAAUGAGAUUUGUUAGAUAGAAGGCAUGUAUAAUAUGGGAAUACUCCUGUUAAUAAAAAAUAUAUACUUGGAAAUGACGACUACGUUUAUAUAUUUUGAAUGUGUAUAUACAUGUUUAAACAUGUACGCAGUAAAAUAUCAUUAUAAAUGCUACUUGACUAUACAAUUUGUAGAGGCUAUAUUAAGCUCUUUCAUACAUUUACUAAUAGCUUUUUAAACAAUCUUCUAUAAAUGAAUGUUUUAAGGAAAAUAUUUUUGUUUUUAUUACAUCCAAGUAACCGUAUAGCUUCUUAUUAUCAAUCUAUUUAUCCAUAAAACCUGUUCAAUGUAUUUAUAUGUUAACUCUUUCC
Molecule: messenger RNA, 398 nt
Organism: Cokeromyces recurvatus
Lineage: Eukaryota; Fungi; Mucoromycota; Mucoromycetes; Mucorales; Mucoraceae
Exons: 1
Coding region: 74-265 (63 amino acids)
Source: RefSeq, a predicted model, not a curated record